CAAGUGAAGUUUGAACAUGAUCGUGUAUAUGUAUAUCUUACUCCACCAGUUCCUUAUGACAAAUCAAAUCUCUUAGGUUCCGUAGAAAAUAUUGUUGCAAAACUCCAGUUAAAUGAGCUAUAGAGUAUCAUACAUACAACAAAAAAAAAAUCUAGUGCAGGUGAAGUUUGAACACAAUCGUGUGUAUACAUCUCUUACUCUGUUGGUACCUUAUUACAGGAGAAGAGCUUACUUACUUAUGAGCAAAAAGGGAAGACGAAGUCUCAGGAGAUUCGGUAGAGGAGAUGGAGCUGGUAAAGGUGACCAGCAGGGAGAUCAGGUUCGCCUUCAUCGGGUUUGGACGUUCAGCUGCUCAAGGGAGUUUUGCAGGGAAUGCUGAGCGCUAAUCUAAGUCUUGAGAGAGAAACCUUUUAGGUUUCGGAGAAAAAUAUGGUCGCAAAAUUGAAACUUGAAGAAAUCAACUUUGACAUGAUGUUAAGCUUUAUUAGCCCAUUAGAUUUUACGUUUCAUUCAUCGUAACUUGGAUGUAGAUGUCCUUUCGUAUUAAUAGACUACCCAUUCAAAAAUAUUGUAGCGUAAUAUCCCUUUUAUUUUAUAUUUUUAAAAUUCAUGGUGUAUUUAAUUUAACUUUCUUAUAUUUAUUUUCUGCAAUAAAUUUACAGAAAAAUCAAAUUUCUAUUUCUUUGUAACGUAAAUAAGGGCGUCCCUUCCAAUAGAGGGGAUUACAGUCCCAAACCCUAACCAGCCGACUUUUCUCUCCGGGUUGAAAAUGAUGAUGAUUGCAUGUUGUGGGAUUGGUGUUCUACUGAAAUAAGCAAAUUUUAUAGCCUCGGGUUGUAAAAAUUCUGUCUUUAUUGAAAUUUCAAACCUUUUUGCUUAUCGAUUUCAGGCAGCCAUGGAUGGAAAUGGCGGUAUGAAUCUACGAAAUUGGGGCUUUCUUGAGCCACCGACAACAGUCUUGAAGGGUAAUUUGGGCCUGCAACUCAUGUCCUCAAUGGAUGAAAAGCCCCAUUUUGGAAACCUUCGCGAUUAUCAGUACCAUCACCAACAACAGACCCACCAACCUGAUCAUCCUACAGUUAUGGCGUCGACUAAUGGUGGUGCAUUUCAUCAUCAUCGGGUUUGUGGGCUGUCGGAGUCCCCCAUGCCCAUGGAGUACAUGAGGGAUGCAUGGGUUAAUCAUAAAGACUACAGAGAGAAGUAUCUCAAUGCUCUAUCUGCAAACCACCCCUAUCUUACAGGUUAUGGUUUUUUGCCUGAGACGUCUUCCGCUCAGUCUAUGCAGAUGUACCAGCAGCCAAACUUGGUGAAAGUUGAAACUGCGCCUCUGGUGGAAGAGGUUUGCCAAGAAAGGGAUACAGGCGGGCUUGCUAAGAAGAGGGGACCUGAUAAAUCCCCAGUGUUGAAGUCCCCUAAGCCUAAGAAGGCAAAGAAAGCUACUACGGCUCCUAAAGAAGAUUCUACACCAUCUCUUCCACGGGCAAGAGCUCCCAGGAAAAGUGCAGAAGUCAACAUUAAUGGGAUUAAUAUGGAUAUUUCGAGAAUUCCCAUACCAAUCUGCUCAUGCACCGGAUCUUCUCAGCAGUGUUAUAGGUGGGGCUGUGGUGGGUGGCAGUCAGCUUGCUGUACCACAAAUUUGUCUUCGUAUCCGUUGCCUAUGAAUAUAAAACGACGUGGUUCAAGGAUAGCAGGUCGGAAGAUGAGUUUGGGAGCGUUUAUGAAGGUGCUAGAGAAAUUGGCUUCAGAAGGAUAUAACUUUUCUAAUCCGAUUGAUCUGAGGCCACACUGGGCAAAGCAUGGUACAAACAAGUUUGUCACUAUCAGAUAGAUUUAUGGUGGAUAUGCUUAGCAGUUCUCCCUAAAAUAGGCAUGAUGCAUUUCUGGUGUACAUAGUUGACUGGCUUGGACUGAGGCUUGUCACGUAGUUUCUAACCAGUGAAAUUCAAGCAUUGCAACCCUCUUUCAGAUUUUGUCCUGUGGGCACUUGGCUAAGGUUUUUCUUUCAGUUUACCUUUGUAGUUCAUGCAGAUAGCACACUUACGGUAGUGGCAGAUUAUGAAAGUCGCAGAGGAGGUACAUUUGUUAUGCAAUUGCGGGUUCUUAAUUUAUUUAGUAUUAUCUUUGAAUGGAAAUUUUUGCAUUCUUUUAUUUGUUAUUAUCCAGAUGUUGGCUUUCUAGCUGCUGCUUCAUGUUAGAUCUCUGUCUUCUUAUGAGGUCACCUUUUAUUUGAUCAACUAAAUGGCUAUGUACUGCACUACUCUGGUUGAAUGUUAUUAAACCUGGGUUCUGACCUGUCA
Molecule: messenger RNA, 2297 nt
Organism: Capsicum annuum
Lineage: Eukaryota; Viridiplantae; Streptophyta; Magnoliopsida; Solanales; Solanaceae
Product: protein BASIC PENTACYSTEINE2
Exons: 2
Coding region: 896-1828 (310 amino acids)
Biological process (GO): response to ethylene
Cellular component (GO): nucleus
Molecular function (GO): sequence-specific DNA binding; DNA-binding transcription factor activity
Source: RefSeq, a predicted model, not a curated record